GUCUCUUUAAUAUACUUACACCUACCAACCCAACUUAAAUUAAACCGCAACCCACGACCAGACUCUCUUGAGAUUGCUUGGAUAAACAAAUCAACAUGGUUUUAGAUUUACCUUGUAUACCUGAAGAUGUCGGUGGAUUAAGAGACAUUACUCUGGCCAUUAAUAAUUCUCUUCCUCCUACUCCUGAUUCCUCACCUGCUGGUACAUCAAAGAAACAUAAGUUAUACGAUUUUCUGGACUUUAACGGAAAAUCGACGAAGCCGAAGAAACGUGUAUUAUUUGAUACUUCGAAAAAAUUACACAAGCCUCCCGUAUCACAUAAAAAGCCUAGCCAGCUUUGUAAAGAGUUAUUAGCUAGACAGCUUGGAGGAACACGUUCUCGCAUAAAUUAUAUUCCGUCAAAUGGCCAUGUUGGAAAUAGACUAAACUUGGAAACAUUUUAUUCUCGACCUUCAGAGUGCUUAAUGAUGCUCAAUCAGCUUCCGUUUUGUCUUGGAUACGCACAUAAUGAAUCAUUACUCGCCGUUUGUACCGAGACUGGUGCUUUAGAGUUAUUUGAUUCUAAAUACUUUGCUCGACAAAAUGAAGACAAUCAACCAUCAGCACGUCGGCUUCAUGGAUGGCUUGCUCAUAACAAUGCUAUUUUUAACGUUAAUUUUUCAAGUGAUGAUUCUUUGCUAGCCACAUCCUCUGGCGAUCAGACAGCCAAAGUGUUCGACCUUGCGACACAACAAUGCAUUACGAGACUCGGUCGUAGAGGGUUUGAAGGCUAUCAUUCUCAUUCAGUAAAACAAGUCAAUUUUUGUGACAAUUCCCCUUACAAUAUAGUUACCUGCUCUAGGGAUGGGUCACUCAUUUUUUGGGAUAUGAGAACUCACGGUAUAACUGUUGAUGGAGAACAUUAUCAGAAACCCGUCCUUAAAAUAAAAAAAGCACAUGAAAGACAAAAUAGAGACUGUUCGGUCACUUCUGCUAUUUGGUUGCCUGAUUCUACUUCUCAAGUAGUAUCUUCAUGUUCUGCAAACUCUACACUUAAACUGUGGGAUCUUCGGAAUAUCCAUACAGUUCGUCCACUUCCUCUUUCUUCUACUCCUGAAAGUAAAACGUCGAGACGUGAUUAUGGUAUCACUAGUGUUUGCGCCUCGCCUAGGGGAGAUCGUGUAUAUGCCGCUUCAAGAGAUAAUACAGUAUAUGAAUACUCUUCUCAAAAUUUAGAGUCCGGACCCUACAAAACGUAUAAUGACCCGAGAUUGCGCAUAUCAUCUUUUUAUGUAAAAAUUGCUUGCAGUCCUGACGGUUCGACUUUGGCUUGCGGAGGAGGUGUACAAGGCGAAAAUAGCGGUGCCAUACUUUUUGAUACCACUAGGAACAAUUCCUCCUCAUCUGCCAUGCUGGUAGGUGGACAUUCAAAAGAUGUAACCGCCGUAGACUGGUCAAAUGAUAAACAGCUGGCUAGCAUCUCAGAUGACGGAAGUGUGCGUGUUUGGAAUUCUUCACUACAUGGUACGGCUGCAAGUCUAAGAGAAAAGAAUUUUUCAGAAAUUUUCUAUUGGGGACACAGCGAACGCUAAAAGUUAUGUACAAGGAUUUGCUUGAAAAGAACCACUAUUAAUUCCCUUUCCUUUUUUUCCGUUAAUUAUCUGAACUGAAGUGAGUACUAUUUCAGCAUCCAUUGUUUAUGACUGAGUAUAUAGAGGUAAUGCCUGUGGGAUAUUUGAUGUUUUUAUGUUAUUUGGAUAUAAAUUAUAAAAUUAAUGAUCAAAGUAAAAUACUG
Molecule: messenger RNA, 1774 nt
Organism: Schizosaccharomyces octosporus yFS286
Lineage: Eukaryota; Fungi; Ascomycota; Schizosaccharomycetes; Schizosaccharomycetales; Schizosaccharomycetaceae
Product: WD repeat protein Cdt2
Exons: 3
Coding region: 96-1571 (491 amino acids)
Biological process (GO): proteasome-mediated ubiquitin-dependent protein catabolic process
Cellular component (GO): nucleus
Molecular function (GO): protein binding; protein-macromolecule adaptor activity
Source: RefSeq, a predicted model, not a curated record